This is a messenger RNA of Peronospora matthiolae, 2457 nucleotides long. The record is from the annotation of a GenBank genome assembly. Lineage: Eukaryota; Oomycota; Peronosporomycetes; Peronosporales; Peronosporaceae.
AUGACUGACCUCUAUCUCGCCUGGCAGCUCACGGCCUUGAUGGCAGGACUGGUCUCGAUUGGAGUUAUGAUCGCUGUCUUUGUCAAGUAUCCCAGCUCCAGGCUGCAUCCGGGCAUCAUCCUGAUGACCAUCUUCAUGAGUCUAACGAUCGCAAGUAUCAUGCGCGUUGGACUGCACGCGUGGCAUCUUGUACUCGGUCCGGAUCAUGAUGAUGGCCUUUUAUCGGCGACCCUUAGCCGCGUCGCGAACGAGGAGCUCGGGUAUGACUCGGAACGACCAGUGGAACCUUACGUGUCUUUCUUCUUCUGGAGCUACUUCUUCUUCAAUACGUCCACGACGCUGUGGUUCCUCAUGCUGGCCCUCGACCUGAUCUUCUCGCUGUCGAACCCGUUCCUACCAUUUAAUGCCGACAACAUCAAGCACCACAUUUGUGCCUGGCCGGCGUCGGUGAUCUACUGCUUCAUCUUUCGAUAUGUGCUCAAGGAGUUCCAGGAUACGGUCACGGCCCGCGUGAUGCUGUACUUUGACGUACCAGCGCACCUCACACUUCUUUACAUCAGCUUUGCUCUCAUCCAGUCCUGGCGUCGUUCGCGAAUACUUGAGACGCACGCACAUGCUACGACAAGGCGAAUGGCCAAGCGGAUUUUGCCGUACCUGGGAGUGUUUGCCGUCUAUACGAUAGUGGCGUUGUCCAUUUCGCUCGUGCAGCUCGGUACGGCGUUCGGCCAGAUCUUACCCAAUACGUUGGACCAGCUUGCGCUCGUGCUUGAGGGCUUGGCCGUGUUCGCCCUAUUCUGCUGGGAUGCUGGAGUCCUAAGGGUGCCGAUGGAUCAACGCGAAGACGAAGUUGUUAGGGAUACCGGAAAUUCCAGCAGUGCAUCGCGUAUUGCUAUGUCCCAAGGUGAAGCUGGAGGAGCAGGAGCUCGUAGUUCUACAUCUAGAGGUGCAAUGUCGGUGCCUCUGAGCAACCCAAGCGAGGAGAUUGACGUGUCGAACAAACUUCGCAUGGACGUGAUGCGAUACAUGUCCUUGGGCAUUAUGAAGUCGAUUGAGAUGGCACAAGCUGCGGAAAAAGAUGCACAGGACCUCAGUCUAAGUGCCGAACACACGGGAUCGGAUACCGACGCUGCUGGACUGCAUGCCGGUGGCUUCUACUCGAACAUUGGCUUCCACGACUACAACUAUGUCAAGAGCAUGGGUGUCCUUGUCUACGGCCUGAAGCACAGCACGAUGCUCAACUUUCGCGACUGUGCGCCCAAAGUCUUCCACCGGAUUCGAGCACAGUUCAACAUUGACCAGGACUUUUACCGCGAGUCCUUCGAUCCGUCUCGCAUUCUCAGUGAGCACGGAUCAGAAGGCAAGAGUGGCAACAUCUUUUACUUCACAGCAAACAAGCAGUUCAUGGUAAAGAGCGUGCCGAAAGAGGAGUUCGAUACCUUGCGAGCUAUCUUGCCACACUACCACGAGUACUUGCAGUCGAAUCCAAAGUCGAUGCUGUGUCGCUACUAUGGCUGUCACUCGAUCUCGUUACCUAUUGGCAAACGUCGUAUGUACUUUGUCGUGAUGCAGAACUUGUUCAACGAAGGCGCGGUGGAUCAGCGGUUUGAUCUCAAGGGCAAUCGAGACCGACGUCAAGCAGUGAGCGCAACGGUCAUGAAGGGGCUCAUCCACGUUGCAAAACACAGGAACACCAUCAGUCAGCUUUUGAUGGACGUGGAUUUCCUCAAACUCAGCUCGGGGAUGUCGCUUUCGCAUGCCAACACGGCCUCGCAGCAAGAUCAGCUCUGUAGUGACGUUGUGUUCCUUGCCAGUCGCGGUAUCAUCGACUACAGUAUCCUCCUCGGUGUCCGGUACAAGAAUGAUCUGGAUCCAGUAGCAGUGCAUUCCAGCGGGCUCUUGUCUCACGACGAGAAAGAGAUCUAUUAUGUCGGUAUCGUGGACAUGUUGCAGCGCUACAACUGGCGCUGGACUGUGCAGCGUUGGUUCUUGGGCUAUUUGUUCUGCAAAGACCUCCACGACGUCAGUGCCGUGCCUCCCAUCGAGUAUGCGACUCGACUCGCCGAUUUUGUCCGUGAGAAGUUAUUUGACAUCCAAUACACCAACGCGAGCGCCUCGAGUUUCUACAACGAUCCAAGCACACAUCACGGAAGCGACAAUGCAAGCGAACGUGACCGACCUUCUCGCAGUUCGAGCGAUGUGUCGACUCCUCCUACGUCGCAAGGGUUUCGGAAGAUGCAGUACAGCGACCGGUGCUCAAUUGAUAUGCAGCACUUGUCCGUCUUCUCCCUCGGCACAGCAGAAAUGGAUCCAUCACCACCUUCCUCGUCAGCGUCAUCUUCGUCUUCUUCUUCUUCUUCGACUUCGUCCCCGUCGGUCGCGUACUCAUCCGUGUGUGAAAGUCCAGUACAAGGUCUCGCGUCGGCAAAAGCACGCAGCGCCGCGACGUUCUUUGUCUGA